UGUCAAGCUUAUUACGCAGUGAAGCGUGAGUAAACAGUUGAACAUAUCGAGCAAUAUAACUGGUGGUGRACAUUAGAUCUAGAGUGAUGUAUACCAAAGAUCUGAAACACAAAUUCUAAGAUUGACAACUGCUGAAAAGAUCUAAUUAGAUACAUGUAGUACAAAGUCUGUUUGUCGAGAGACAACUACUUUAAUUGGAGCGAGGCUUAGACAACUCUCUUGAACUGAGGUGUCCCGAACAAGAAGCUGGAAAGCUUCURAACAAAUCAACGMGUUUGUCAAACAAAGUUACAGUGUGAAUCGGAGAGCAUGUCAUGUAAUAGAGUGACCUCAACAGGAAUUCUUUGGGCUCUUACAUCGGUACUAUGUGCCCUCUUAUGUUGYACAGGAUAUUAUCUUCCAUACUGGAUCAAGGGUACCACCCUUAACACUACAGUCUACCUUGGCGUGUUUCGUCGAUGUAACUAUCUUGUUAAAGGUGAUAAUGGGCUCACAUACGUGAAACAAGGCUGUGCGAGGUAUUCUUCUUUUAACGAUAUUCCAUCAACAGCAUGGCGAGCAUGUACAGUCCUUAUUGGAUUAGCAUGUGGUCUUCUUCUGUUAGUUUGUCUCACUKCUGUAGCGGCUUGCUGUGCUCGAGAUGUCAUCUCACGAACUUCAGCCAAAGUUGCUGGAAUUGUACAGUUCUUUGCAGCGUUCCUUCUGUCCAUUUCUUUGGCCGCUUACCCAUCAGGAUGGGCACACGUUGAAGUUAAGCAGACUUGUGGUCCCACUGCAGAUACCUAUCGUCUGGGUCACUGCACCUUCAGUUGGGCCUUCUUUGCCACGACAUUAGGGACUGCUUUGGCUUUUGUCUGUGUUGGUCUGUCCUUUAAAGUAGUCACUAAAAAGCCACGAGAUUCGAUUGAAAACUUUGCCGUCUGAGGCCACUCAAGCGUUCAUARGUAGAUUUCUUCAGAAAGUUUAUAGCUUUUUUGUAUUAUUCAAGAUAGUAUUCAGCUUUUCUAUAUGAUAUACAACAAGUGCAUAGCAUGUAUAUUAGAAAUGCUUUCCAUUUUUAUAUCACUUUUUUAACUUGCCAAAAGAAAAUGAUGCAAGACAAGAUACAAGAUCUUCYAUAAUCAAAGUAUGAACUUCACGGAAGUGAUUAUGGUAUUAUUUUAAUAAUCCAUCAAUCACCUCAAGGUUGUCAUUGUUUGAUAAAUAUAAUCUACAACAAACAA
Exaiptasia diaphana is the source of this 1223-nucleotide messenger RNA. RefSeq names its product LHFPL tetraspan subfamily member 6 protein. The transcript is spliced from 2 exons. The record is from RefSeq and is a predicted model, not a curated record. Lineage: Eukaryota; Metazoa; Cnidaria; Anthozoa; Actiniaria; Aiptasiidae. The coding region runs from base 310 to 924 and encodes 204 amino acids. Gene Ontology annotation, cellular component: membrane.